Molecule: messenger RNA, 761 nt
Organism: Staurois parvus
Lineage: Eukaryota; Metazoa; Chordata; Amphibia; Anura; Ranidae
Source: the annotation of a GenBank genome assembly
AUGGCUGAACUGUCAGCUGUCCUGAAGCGGCUGUGUAGAGUGGUGCUCUUCCUCUCACAGCUGUAUGUGUUCUCUGGGCGCGGAUCAUUGAGUUUUGAGCACUUCCAAGCUGCUGCGCAGGCACUGAAAGACCAACCCUUAUCAUCGUCUGUUCCACCUACCACCAAAGUUACAGAAGUCACACCGACUCCUGGUUAUAUAGCUAAAUGUCCAAGCAAUGACCUCUGCACCAAGUUACCUGCUGACUGUAUGACGUGCAAAACAAACCAUUCUUGUAUAUAUGGAAAACCUGUCAUUUUUGACUGUACAUCUAAACCUCAUGUUAUGUGUGUGGAUGACAACCAUCAAAGACAGGAAAAUUUCACUAUAAGCAUGACCUGUCAGUUUUGCUGGCAGCUCCCCGCGCCUUCCGAUUACGAGUGCAGUAAAUCUAAUUCCAGCAUCUGCAAGACUGUGGCCUGUCCUCGACAACGUUACAAUGCCACCUGCAGUGUAAAGGACCAUGUGCAUUGUUUAGGUAGACGUGUGUUCCCAAAGAUGUGUUAUAUUGUAACUGGACCGGGGGUUACAAAUGGUCCACGGCACUUGCACUAAGUAUCACUCUUGGAGGAUUUGGUGCUGAUCGGUUUUACUUGGGCCAGUGGAGAGAAGGACUAGGGAAGUUGUUCAGUUUUGGAGGCCUGGGAAUUUGGACUUUGAUAGAUGUGUUUUUAAUUUGUGUUGGAUAUGUUGGACCUGCAGAUGGAUCUCUUUAUAUUUAG